Molecule: messenger RNA, 1557 nt
Organism: Theobroma cacao (cacao)
Lineage: Eukaryota; Viridiplantae; Streptophyta; Magnoliopsida; Malvales; Malvaceae
Product: Glutaredoxin family protein
Source: RefSeq, a predicted model, not a curated record
AGCAGAGCUCCUCCUCCUCCUCCACAUUUCUUUCAUUCUCCCCCAAACAAUAAAGCUAACAAAAAGAGCCUUCAUUUCCUUCAACCGACGAAACGACUUUUCUUCCUCUCUUUUUCUAAAGUGAAACGCAAACCAACAUCAUCAUCAUCAUCAUCAUCAUCAACAAGAACCCAAAACCAAAAAUCAGUUCAACCCCCCAAAAAACAAACCCACCCCACCAACCAAAACCCCAACAAAAAAGCACUCCAUUUUUCCAUUUUGGUUUUCAAUCUUGAUUUUGUUUUUUCUUUGUCAAAAAGUUUGGAUUUUCUCGUUUAUUCGUGGGUUUUUCUGAUCUGGGUCGAUGGCGGAAUUGGAAGAUAACAAGGCGAAAUCAUCGUCCGGGUCUAUGUUCUUCAAUCGCUCGCUUACGAUGCACGCAACGGCAGCUGAAUCCAACCCCCCCAAAGUUCAUUUUCUUCUCAACAAUCCGUCUCUUAAUCGGGCAGCUUCCAUUUCCAAAAUUUACAAUUCAAUCGAUUCUGUCAAAGGUAAAGUUAGAAAGCUUUGCAGUUUAUUUGAAUCCGCCAAGUCAUCGUUGUCUUCAUCAAGCUUGACAGCAAGUCCAAAGGAAUCUGUCCCCAAGGUUGUUUUAAGACCCGCGAAAUCAAUUGGCUAUUCUUCCUCGUUUUCUUCGAGUUUUAAUAACCCUUUGAUAAGAUUACCGGGUACUGAAGAUCGAAUCGUUGUUUAUAUCACUAGUUUGCGAGGGAUUCGAAGGACUUACGAGGAUUGUUAUGCUGUGAGGAUGAUAUUUAGAGGGUUUAGAGUAUGGGUGGAUGAAAGAGAUAUUUCCAUGGACGCAGCUUACAGGAAAGAGUUGCAAAGUGUUUUGAAAGAGAAAAAUGUGAGUUUGCCGCAGGUUUUUAUAAAGGGAAAGUAUGUUGGUGGUGCUGAUGCGAUUAAAAGCAUGUUUGAAGUUGGCGAAUUGGCUAAGAUUCUUGAUGGGUUUCCAAGGAGACAACCUGGGUUUGUUUGUGAAGCUUGCGGGGAUGUGAGGUUUGUGCCUUGUGGGAAUUGUAGUGGGAGCCGAAAAGUGUUUGAUGAAGAUGAAGGGUUGCUUAAGAGAUGCUUGGAAUGUAAUGAGAAUGGCUUGAUUCGGUGCCCGGAUUGCUGCUCUUAAUACUUUGAUUGAUACUGGGUCGUAAGGUAUAUUUAGAAGCUUGCUUUUUCGUUUAUUAAGGUAUAUUGAUGAUGCGGGCAAUGGUUUGAUGUGUUGGGUAUGAAACGUUCCUUAGCAGAGAGCUGAUGUUCGUUUGUUGUCUUGUUCAACUGGAUGUUGACAAUAAUAGUGUAAUGUAAUCAAAAUGCCAUAUUUGGUUUGGGCAUUUUGAUUGUCAAGGAGAUCGUUUAUUUCUCCGAUAUGGUAUUGUAAAUAUUUAGUGUUAUUUAAUAUAAUGCACUUGGAUAUGUUGCAAAUGACAGAUUGUAAUGUGAAUAGACUAUUUAUGCCUUAUCGAGUCCCCUUUGUAAUCAGAGAAACUUUGGAGCAUAUAUACCUGAAAUUUCAUUCUUUCA